This is a messenger RNA of Ananas comosus (pineapple), 1620 nucleotides long. RefSeq lists its product as uncharacterized. The record is from RefSeq and is a predicted model, not a curated record. The transcript has 4 exons. NCBI's taxonomy places the organism in Eukaryota, Viridiplantae, Streptophyta, Magnoliopsida, Poales, Bromeliaceae. Bases 1 to 1620 code for a protein of 539 amino acids.
AUGUCCACUACUCCUUUCGACUAUUCCUUUAUCUGCCUAAUUCCUAAGAAGGAGGGAGUGGAGAGAGUAAAUGACUUCCGAUCUAUCAGCCUUAUUAACGGUAUUCAAAAGAUCAUCUCGAAGGUUCUAAUAAAUCGUAUUGCAGCGGCGAUGAACGAGUUAAUUUCGCCCUCCCAAUCAGCAUUCUUAAAAGGGAGGAACAUCACCGACGCAUAUGUCACCAUCUCUGAAAUAAUAGAAUGGGGUAGUAAGAAGUUUACCGAGGGGGUCGGCAUAAAAGUGGACUUUGAAAAGGCUUAUGAUAGGAUCCAAUGGCCCUUCUUUUUCAAAAUUCUUCAAUGGUGGGGAUUCGACGCGACGUGGUGUGCAUGGAUCGAACAAUGUGUAUGCAACGCUAAAGUAGCUAUAUUGGUCAACGGAGAGGCGACCAAUUGGAUCAAAAUGAAGAGAGGAGUGCGACAAGGGGACCCGUUAUCACCAUUCUUGUUCUUGUUAGUUGCGGAGUGUCUCGCCAGAUUAACCAGCAAGGCCACUUCUAACAAUCUAUUCAAGGGUAUUGGUCCAUCUGACGAGAGUAUAACGACCCUCACACAGUUUGCGGACGAUACUUUCGUCUUCUCCGUGGCUUGGAAAAGAUAUAUGAGAAACCUCAGAUUGAUGUGGCACCUUUUCGAGUGGGCUUCUGGGUUGAAAAUCAACAGAGAGAAGUCGGAGCUAUAUUACCUUGGAAAGACUGAGAGCAAAGCGGCAAGACUAGUGAACCUGCUUGACUGCAAAGUUGGCACCUUCCCAACCUCCUAUCUAGGGUUUCCCCUCUCCCCUAAACCUCCCACGAAGGAGACAUGGCGCUUUUGGUCAAAUGGUGGUGGAGAUUCCAUACAGCACCUCACCUAUAGUGGAUCAAGAUUAUCCGUGCCUUAUACUACCAAAGAAGAAGACCUUUGUGGGAGGGAAACUGCUUCGGGCCCUUCUCACACUGGUGGAAAGGAAUGGUGUGGGGACACCACACUCCAAACGGCCUUCCCGGAGGUUUACGAGCUGUUGGACAGUAAUCCAAUGCUAAUCAAGGAUUGCUUUAGAAGGGACGACUGGAACUGGACUAAGAUCCUAGGAGACGAGUCGAUCUUUACGCCUGGCCUGGGUCCCGACAUUUCUUCGCUCAAAGAUAGGGUUAGCAGUUUUAAGAUAGAACACAAGCUGGAUAAGAUAGGGUGGAGAUGGUGUAGCAACGAUUUAUUCUCUGUUAAAUCGGUCUAUAGAAUGUUGAGCGAUGGGGGAACGAGGGAUGGACACACUAACUUGAUCUGGAAGCUCAGAAUACCACUCAAGGUCAAAGUGUUAUGCUGGCUUGUCCUUAAGAAAAGACUUCUUACAACUGAUAACUUCGUCAAGAGAGGGUGGACUGGAGAUACAGCCUGUGUGUUAUGCAGGGCUUACGAAGAGUGGAAGGGUGGGUCUGGUAUGCGAAUUAGGAGCAAUGGUCUUUCCGAAUUGGUCGCAUGCUGGUGGACGAUUUGGAAGGCCAGGAACAAUCUUAUCUUCCGUAAUCUUCAGCUUGACCCUAUUUUAGCCGUUCAAAGGCUCAAGAUGCUGCUUUCUUCGUGGAAAGAUAUGCUAUGA